GCGCCAUGAGGAGGUUCAUCCUCCUGCUCUGCACCGGCGUGAGCUGCUGCUACCUGGCGGCGGUGGCCGCGUUGCCGGCAGGAGAUGCCGCCCCUACCCCCCCCGUGGCGGAGAGGCGGGAGGAGCCUGUGCCGCCGACACUCAAACCCCAGGUGAGGUUCAGCCUCCGCUCCUCGCCACACGCCGAGGAGGAUGGGUGCCCGCUCACUAUCGGGCACCGGGAAGGUCUGGAGGAUUGCAAGUUCAACCUGACUGCCAAGACCUUCUUCAUCAUCCACGGCUGGACUAUGAGUGGCAUGUUUGAAACCUGGCUGGGCAGCUUGGUGUCUGCUCUUCAGGAGAGGGAGAAGGAUGCCAACGUGGUGGUGGUGGAUUGGCUGCCUCUUGCCCACCAGCUCUACACAGAUGCUGUCAACAACACCCAGGUGGUUGGAAGGAACAUUGCCAGGCUGCUGGACUGGUUGCAGGAGAACCAACACUUCCAGCUGGAGAAUGUCCACCUGAUUGGGUACAGCCUGGGUGCCCACGUUGCUGGCUUUGCUGGUAACCAUGUCCAUGGGACAAUUGGCAGAAUUACAGGCUUGGAUCCAGCUGGCCCCAUGUUUGAAGGAGUGGAGCCCAGCAAGCGCCUGUCCCCUGAUGAUGCCAACUUUGUGGAUGUCCUGCACACCUACACCAGGGAAACACUGGGUGUUAGCAUUGGGAUCCAGAUGCCUGUGGGCCACGUUGACAUCUACCCCAACGGGGGAGACUUCCAGCCUGGCUGUGGAUUAAGUGAUGUCCUGGGAGCAAUUGCUUAUGGGACCAUUGGGGAAGUUGUGAAAUGUGAACACGAGAGAUCCGUGCACCUUUUUGUGGACUCCUUGGUGAACCAGGACAAGCAGAGCUUUGCCUUCCAGUGCACUGAUUCCAGUCGCUUCAAGAAGGGGAUUUGUCUGAGCUGCCGCAAGAACCGCUGCAACAGCAUCGGCUACAAUGCCCGCAAGACCCGGAGCAGAAGGAACAGCAAAAUGUACCUAAAAACCAGAGCUGACAUGCCCUUCAAAGUCUACCAUUAUCAGAUGAAAAUGCAUGUCUUCAGCUACAAGAGCUUGGGAGAGGCUGACCCCACUUUCUCUGUCACCCUUCAUGGCACCAAUGGAGAUUCUGAACCUCUUGCUCUAGAAAUGCUCGAUCAAAUUGGUCUAAAUACAACUAACACCUUCCUGGUUUAUACAGAAGAGGACAUGGGUGAACUUUUAAAAAUCAAACUCACCUGGGAGGGAACAUCUCAGUCAUGGUAUGAAUUAUGGAAGGAGUUGAAGAGAUACUGGUACAGACCUGUGAAGUCUCCCCAGGAACUGCACAUCAGACGCAUCCGGGUGAAAUCUGGGGAAACACAACAGAGGUUUGCUUUCUGUGUGGAGGAUCUCCAGCUCACCAGUAUAGCUCCUGGUAAAGAUCUCUGGUUUGUCAAGUGCACGGAGGAUUGGCAUAAAAGGACUCCAGAUGAGAUCUUCAAGGAUCUAAACCUCAGCAAUGAUCUUCUGGUCUGCCUGCCAGUGGAGUUGAGAAGAUAA
Molecule: messenger RNA, 1559 nt
Organism: Calypte anna (Anna's hummingbird)
Lineage: Eukaryota; Metazoa; Chordata; Aves; Apodiformes; Trochilidae
Product: endothelial lipase-like
Exons: 10
Coding region: 6-1559 (517 amino acids)
Biological process (GO): lipid metabolic process
Molecular function (GO): lipoprotein lipase activity; protein binding
Source: RefSeq, a predicted model, not a curated record